Syzygium oleosum is the source of this 2084-nucleotide messenger RNA. RefSeq lists its product as uncharacterized. The record is from RefSeq and is a predicted model, not a curated record. The coding region runs from base 150 to 1796 and encodes 548 amino acids. Lineage: Eukaryota; Viridiplantae; Streptophyta; Magnoliopsida; Myrtales; Myrtaceae. The transcript has 12 exons.
CGAGGAAAGAACAAGGCCGUGCCCGAUUGCGAUGACCCGGCCCGAUCCAUGUCCGAUCGCUUCUCCUAUGGGACUGGAGGGUCCAUCGAAUUCGAACUCAAAUCAACCGAAACCGAGAGAGGCUGUUGAACUCAAAUCCGCCGCCGGCAAUGGCGGGGACUUGCAAGUACUCCUGCGAGACCGCAAGCCAAACCCUAGAAUGGAUCGAUGCCAUCCUCCGCUUCAUCAAGCCGUACGCCUUCCUGAUGAACGCUCACGUCGUCAAUUUCUUCACGGAUAGGUUGUGGGAAGCAGUUGAUAAGGAGUGGAUGGACUGCUUGCGGGAGGAGCCCGUGGAGAAUCUUCUCCCGAUUCCUUGUGGAGAAGUCCAGGAUCACUGGCCUGCUUCGCUCCAGAAUUUCCUACACGACCUCAGGUCUCUUGUUUUUCCUCGAGAGCAGGUGGACUUGCAGAAGAUAUUCCCAGGUUUGACUGUAGCUCCACUUGGUAGUGUUCUCGCCCAAGGCAUGAAUUUCAAGAAGAAACAUGAAGUCGAAGUUCUAUCUGCUAUUACAAGUUACAUUGCAAAGAGGGUGGGAGCUCAGACAGUUGUCGACGUCGGUGCUGGUCAAGGUUAUCUUGCUCAAGUACUUUCAUUUCAAUAUCAGCACUCAGUAGUGGCAAUUGAUGCUUGUUCUCAUCAUGGGAGUGUUACAAAUGCACGGGCAGAAAGAAUUAAGAAGCAUUAUGCUGCUCAAUUACGUAGAUCUGGAUCAGUGAACACGAGUUUACUUGUGCCCAAGACAGUGACGUGCCGGGUUUUGUCAACUGACGUCUUGAAAGCCUUAAGUGACACAUUUAUCCAUGAAGAUGGACAAACAAAUUUGAUAGGAGAGGACAAUGAAGAAUUAUGUGUGAAAAUAGACUCCUCAUAUGGUGAGGGGAAGGAAGAUUCCUUGGUUCUUGCUGGUCUUCAUGCAUGUGGGGAUCUUUCAGUGACGAUGCUCAAGACCUUCGUGGAGUGUGAGGAAGUUAAAGCAGUUGUCAGCAUUGGCUGUUGUUAUAAUUUAUUGUCUGAGGAGGGUGUUGACAAUGCUGGCACGCAGUGCGGCUUCCCUAUGAGUAAUGGUGUUAAAUCUGAGGGCUUCUUACUUGGCAAAUGUGCGCGUGAUCUUGCUUGUCAGAGUGCAGAGAGAUGGAGAAGCCUCGAGAAAGAUGAUGCUAGUCACAACUUUGAGUUGCAUUCAUUUCGUGCUGCUUUUCAGAUGGUUCUUUCCAAGUAUUAUCCGGAUGUAUUGAAAACAAGUCCCUCAAUUGGGCGCCAAGGGAAGGCAUUGCGCCGUCAACAGCGGAGGAGGAACCUAGAGUCUUCGGUGAAUUCAAGUUUGCAAUCACAGAGAGAUUGUGAAGGUGGCCCUCUUGUAAGACAAGUUGAAGCAAAGACAGGUGGCAAAUCAGGCUCGGUGUUGGCCAAACUUGCUAGGCAAGGUGGUGCUCGAUGUGAGGACACUUUAUUUAGAGACAAAUGUCUGCAUUUUGAGAAGUUUAACUUGUCUGGAUUACAUCGCCUGGGGCUCAAGCCUCUGCAGGACAUAAAUUUUCAUGCGAUAUGGAAAGAAACUGGGCCAUUCGCUGAGGUUAUAGGACCUUAUUGGUCUCUGCGAGCUGCUCUAGGAGCUGUUCUGGAAACUCUCAUUGUGCUCGAUAGAUUGUUGUUCCUUCAGGAGAAAGGAAAUUCCUUGGAAGCUUUCAUGUUGCCUGCUUUUGAUCCUUCUUUAUCCCCGCGGAAUUUAGCCAUAGUGGCUGUAAAGAUUUGAGACGAGAUUGGACUGUUGUUCUAACAGGUCUCUCUCUCUCUCUCUCUCUCUCUCUCUCUCUCUCUCUCUCUCUCUCACCUGCACUAUCCGCACAAGCAUGCAGAUGGGCAGGCUCAUUUUUGUCGGUCAUUUCUUGCUUUACUCUUAUUGUCUGUGAGGAUGUACAAUAUCAGAGCAGCGCUGUAAUAAUAGGGUCCUUUUGUGGUUCCUUCUCUCACUUGCCAUAUAUAAUCGGUCGUACAUUCAAAAUCUUUUAUGUUAUAUCUGCAAUAAGCGAUUGCUUUCUUA